UAACGGAGCAUCCGGAGUACCGCUGUACGGGAGUGGAACCGCCGCCGCUCGCAGCAGGCUGGUGCGGGGACGCCGGGGGACCGAAUGGAGCGCGCGGUGCGGGAGCUGUGGGCGGAGUCGCGCGACCUGCUGGGCCUCCACUCGCCGGACGCCGCCGCGGUGCCCCGCGCCGAGAUGCCCCCGACGCCGCUCGCGUUCCUCCGCGACCACGUCUCGCCGGGCCGCCCGCUCCUCGUGUCCUCCGCCGCCACGCGGCACUGGCCGGCCGCCUCGCUCUGGCCCACGGAGUCCUACCUCGCCGACGCGCUCCGCUCCACCGCCGUCUCUCUCCACCUCACCCCUGACGGCCGCGCCGACGCCCUCGCCCCGCACCCGCGCUGCGCCAGCGCCAAGUGCUUCGCCUCCGCGCACGUCCGCCAGGUCGACUUCCCCGCGGCCGUCCGCCUCAUCCGGAGCUCCGACCCGGGCUCCGGCCUGGUGGCUUACGCGCAGCAGCAGGACGACUGCCUGCGCGGGGAGUACGCGGCCGUCGCCGGCGACGUGGACGCGCACGUGCCCUGGGCCAGCGAGGCGCUCGGCUGCCUCCCCGAGGCCGUCAACCUCUGGAUCGGCAGCGCCUGCUCCCAGACCUCCUUCCACAAGGACCACUACGACAACAUCUACGUCGUCGUCUCCGGCGAGAAGCAUUUCCUCCUCUUGCCUCCCACCGAGCACCACCGCCUCUACGUCCGCGACUACCCCGCCGCCCGCUACGUCGCGGAGCCGGAAGGGGAGGGGGACCCGACGCUUAAGCUGGAGUUGGAAGAGCCCGAGAGGAUCGUGCCAUGGAGCAGCGUUGACCCCUACCCGCCGUCGCCGGAGGAGACGGCCGCGCAGGUGUCAUCCUUCCCGCUCUACUUCGAGGGUCCGAGGCCGAUACACUGCACGGUGCGCGCCGGCGAGAUGCUCUACUUGCCGAGCAUGUGGUUUCACCAUGUGAGCCAGAGCCCCGGGCCGAAUGGGCUCACCAUUGCAGUGAACUACUGGUAUGAUAUGCAGUUUGAUAUCAAGUAUGCAUACUUCAACUUCUUGAGAUCGUUUGAGAUCAAUGGUUCGAAAAGGAUCGAUGCUCCGGAAGGCGACCUUGAGGAGACGACCGAUUGAAUUGACAACUUAUGGUCAUUUGCGCAAUUCAGUUCUGGAUCAAUGCAGUAAGGCCACUAUGAACAGCUCAUGGCUCAAUUCGGUCGAUUGUUGUGGCCAUCAUCUGGCAGUUCUUCAAUGUUUGGAAGUAGAUGACCAGGGCAUGGAUCUCAAUAAUCUGCUGUUUAUGCUGUACCAAUUUGCAGGGCCAAAUUCCUUAUCAGGUUUGAUUUGGUUGCAGAGUCAGCAUAUUGAUGGCAACUUUUACAUUUUUAUUCAGACUUUGGAAGGUGAAUUAUGCCUAUUGUGCGGUGGCCGUGAUUACAUUCUGCAGUUCUAAAAAUGACGUCUUAUGCGAAUGAUGCAUGUUUCUUUCAGUACAGGUGGAUCACAUGGACAGAAAUAUCAAGCGAUGACCUCUUCUGAAUCUGUGAGCGUUAUUGUCUGGCUGCCUUGGCCAGCUCCCUGUCGACAGCCACCUUGAUGAAGCUGCCUUCCUCAACCACCAUCUGCACCGGCAGGAACCCGAGGCCAU
Messenger RNA from Oryza brachyantha (malo sina), 1657 nucleotides. Its product is annotated as bifunctional peptidase and (3S)-lysyl hydroxylase Jmjd7. Gene Ontology annotation, molecular function: 2-oxoglutarate-dependent dioxygenase activity. NCBI's taxonomy places the organism in Eukaryota, Viridiplantae, Streptophyta, Magnoliopsida, Poales, Poaceae. The record is from RefSeq and is a predicted model, not a curated record. The coding region runs from base 85 to 1143 and encodes 352 amino acids. The transcript is spliced from 2 exons.